UUUGUUUUGAAUAUUGACAUGUUUAAGGUCUUAUGUAAGUAAGCGAUGUUGAUUAAUCUAAUUGCAAAUAAUGCAGUUACGUAUCGACGCAGCUUGGUGCAGUUUGCAGUCGGAAUGUCGACGGCACCAAUAAGCAUUAAGUUCAAAUGGGGGCUGAGUGCUUCCGAUCCCGAACAGAAACCUGUUCUGUUCGUAGGACAGGGUUCCCAUUUGUCUGCACUUAGCUGGCAAGAUGUCAGGUGCAAGCUCGAGCCUAAAGUUACUGAAGAGACAUGGCGUAGAGGUUUAAGUGUAGCAUCUCCAGGAGAAAUCUGCGAGCUGUGGCCCCGUGGAGUUGCUCUUGGAGUGCUAUCGCCCCGUCGGUCUCGACAUGCUGCCCCAUCCCGUUCUCAUGCCCUAUCUAAGCUUAUCAGGAAUGCUGUACGGUCGACUGGCGAUGAGUUUGUUGUGUUGGUAUGCCGGAAGCGUGAUGUGCUGGCCAGUGCGGUGGCUAUAGCCCGAGCUAUCCCACUGUACAGUGCUCGGUCGGGCCCCGGAGCCCUACAGGCCCCGCCCCCGGUCUCAUCUGCUCCCGCUCCAGCACGUCGAACACUCACCGUUGAGAUAUCUAUCGCACAGGAUGACAGUGACUCUGGAGACGAGGAUGUGGGGCCAGCGGAGCCGGUGUUACUGGAGCAUACCCUGAGCGGCGACGAGCUUAGUACCAUACAGGACAUUGCAGACGCAGCGCGCCUCGCUGCAAGGAUCACUGACACACCGGCUAAUAUCAUGGAUGUGGAUGCCUUUAUUGAGGAAGCCUGCAAAGUCGCCAAGGAACUGGACAUUGGAGAACCCACCAUCAUACGAGGAGAGGAACUCAAAGAAAGAGGCAUGGGGGGUAUCUAUGGUGUUGGGAAGGCAGCGGCCAAGCCCCCUGCGUUAGUGGUGCUAUCUUACAUGGCUCCCGGAGCCACUGAGACAGUAGCGUGGGUCGGCAAGGGCAUCGUGUACGACACUGGUGGUCUCAGUAUUAAAGCUAGGACGUCCAUGGUGGGAAUGAAGGGAGACUGCGGAGGCGCGGCCGCGGUGCUGGGGGCCUUCAGCGCCACCGUGAGGGCGGGGCCUCUGGUCAACCUCCACGCAGUACUGUGUCUGGCUGAAAACGCUGUGGGGCCCAAUGCUACCAGGCCAGACGAUAUCCACCAGCUGUAUUCAGGACGCACUGUUGAGAUCAACAACACGGACGCAGAAGGCCGUCUUGUACUGAGCGACGGUGUGGUGUAUGCACAGAGAGAUCUGAAGGCUACAACCAUUGUGGAUGUAGCGACACUUACUGGAGCCCAGGGAACGGCUACCGGCAAGUACCAUGCAGCGGUGGUAAGUAACAGUGCAAGACUGGAGCGUCGCUGUGAAAAAGCUGGACGGCUAACCGGGGACCUGGCCCACGCCCUACCCUUCGCGCCCGAGCUUCACUUCUCGGAGUUCAGCAGCGUCGUGGCUGACAUGAAAAACAGUGUUGCGGACCGCAACAACGCGCAGCCGUCGUGUGCGGCGCUGUUCGUCCUGGCGCACCUGGGCUUCGACUUCCCCGGCGACUGGCUGCACGUCGACAUGGCGGCGCCCGCGCACUGCGGUGAACGCGCAACCGGCUAUGGCGUGGCCCUUCUCUCCGUACUUUUUGGUGCUCAAACCCGCAGUCGGCUACUAAAAGCCCUUUGUCCGGAACACUGACGAAUGUACGCCCUCACCACCUACUACGUGCCCGGGUUAUAGCUAGACUAGCCAGGUACUACUAAAUAGCCAGGUGCUCCUAAGUAGCCAGGUGCUCCUAAUUAGCCAGGUGCUCCAAAUUAGCCACGUAGGAUCUGGGGGGUAUCAAAAAAAAAUUUUUUUUUUUUGGUAGAUAUUACUACCAGUUAUAGACUUAGAGGCUACCAUCAUAAUAACCAUACAGUUAAUUGAACUGUAAAUAUUAGGUACCAUUGAUUUUGGGAGGUUGUUUGUGUAAUUUUACUAUACAUAAAUAGUAUGGUAUCGAUUUUUUUGUACGCUUCUAUGUAAUCAUUACAAUCCCCUUAGGCAGUUAUUUGCACCGAGCUUCAAAGCUAGGUAUAAAACUGUGUUUGUAUUAACAUAAUGUACUAUCUUAAUUUUGGAAUAAGCGUAACGUUAAUGUAUAAGAAACAAUAGAUAAUAAAUCAAUUAUAGAACCAGUGUUACUAAGUACAGUCUUAAGAUUUUUGAUCCUUAAUUUUUUAGUUUCAAAAUUUUGGUAGUAUUAUGUGUAUAGUUAGCUAGUUUUUAAAAAGUACAAUCAAUUAUAAUCUGUGAAAAUUAUGUUCUUAAUAAUGCGCCAACUAGUAAAGAAAAUUGUAAAUUGUUUUUUUAUAUAUAAACAUUAAAUAUAUUUGUGACAUUUUAUAAGCUAGUACAUAUUAUGUAUUGUUACGUAUGUAGAGCUAUU
Messenger RNA from Melitaea cinxia (Glanville fritillary), 2443 nucleotides. RefSeq names its product probable aminopeptidase NPEPL1 (gene grsm). Gene Ontology annotation, cellular component: cytoplasm. NCBI's taxonomy places the organism in Eukaryota, Metazoa, Arthropoda, Insecta, Lepidoptera, Nymphalidae. The coding region runs from base 46 to 1710 and encodes 554 amino acids. The record is from RefSeq and is a predicted model, not a curated record. Gene Ontology annotation, biological process: proteolysis. The transcript is spliced from 12 exons. Gene Ontology annotation, molecular function: manganese ion binding; metalloaminopeptidase activity.